This is a messenger RNA of Pelagomonas calceolata, 1253 nucleotides long. The record is from the annotation of a GenBank genome assembly. Lineage: Eukaryota; Pelagophyceae; Pelagomonadales; Pelagomonadaceae.
AAUUGUGAGACGCCUUGGGCGGCACGAUGAGCGUUGAUCGCUUGGUUGGGGAAGAUAUUUGCAAGCCGGAUGAAAUAUUAUGGGGCGGCGACGAGACUGAAGGCAUGCGCAGCCUCGGUAUGUCCCUGCGCUUCGCGCCUGGCGUCGAGCACUGUGCCUCCGUAGCGGCCCUGCAGCCGCAGACGUUGAAAGUCACACGCGAGAGAGAGAUGGACUGCGCGGGAGGCCACGUCGUCUGUUUGCACCCGGUUCCGACGGAGGAGCCGGCCAACGGCAUGCUUUCACCGAUUAUCGCCGUCGGCGGCCGGUGUGUCCUACAAGCUGGCGACAUUGCCAAAUCCCGCAAGAACUUUGAACUCUUUGAACUGACUAAAGAGUGGCCGGGGCCCGAAGUGUCCGAACAGUGCCCGCACUGCGGCGCGCGGCACGUUGAAUCGGACGUCAAGACGUACAUGUUGCUUUGGAUGCCCCUUUUUCGAGAAGGCAAGGCGAUCCUUUGCGGCAGGACGCAGCGGAUACAGAAGAAACUGCAUAUGACCAUCAUGCCGCGAUUGGUCUGCGAGCCGUGUUUUGCGGCGAUUGCUGGGACCUUGUCGUGCGAGGUGCUGCGCGGCAAUGAGACGGUCGAGUUGAGCGUUGCCGAGCUGCUCCCGGCGGUGCUCACGGCGUCGUUGCCUGGUUACGACCACGACGAUUGUCCUGGCGUCACCUGGCUCAGCACGCAGUGGCGCGAGCUCGGUUUGCUCGAAGCAUUUAAGGCGUACUUUGGACAGCAGAUGGCUGAGGGGAUGGGAGGAAAAUUCGUCCAGCCCGGCGGCACCGGCGGUCAAGUCGAGUUCAACGAAAAGUCCGCCGCGGGUCGCACCUGCGACAUGUGCGGCGCGCGGCACCGCGACGGUCCGACGCGCUUGCACCGGUGCACCGACUGCGAGCACGCGUUCUACUGCUCCCGCACGUGCCAGAAGGCCGCCUGGCCGGACCACCGCGCCUUCUGCAAGGAGCGGCAAGCCAAACGCGAGCGGCUCCGCGAGGAGAUAAGGCAGGCCGAGCUCGCAAAGAAACGCGAGGAGGCCAAGUUGGCCGAGCAGCUGGCGCAGGCCAGGCUCGAAGCCGAGGCCGCCGCGCGCGAUUCGUUCCUGCCCGCGGCGGCGGCGACGCCGACGCGCAAGAAGAAGUCGGCGGGGUCGAAAAAGAAGAAGGGCUCGAAGCGAAAGUGAGUGCGGCGCUGUGCUGUGAGUAAUUCUGAUUCUGUA